AUGUCAGCUGAAGAAACACUAGUGUUGAAUCUUUUGGAUUCAUACUGGUUUGAACAUGGAGUUUUGUCAGCGAAAAAAUCCACUAUGAAAAUAAGUCUAGUUGUCGGUGAAGAUCUUAUACAAUCAAAGCUGAAUCGAAGCGCAACCCUGAUAAGAAAAUCUCACAGCAGUGACCAGUUACUGAGCAUCAAAGACUGCUCGUCGGAGUAUUUCGAUUCACCGUCGCCAACGUCAGUCCUCCUCGCCGGGCCCCACCUUCAGACCAUACUAUCCGGCAAGCAAGUCGACAGUUUCCAGGAUCUCACCGAUACAGACAGUUCUUGUAUCUCUCUCUCCCACACGGUGGAAGGUGCUUUUGACACAGAGACCAGCACGAGAAAUAGACAGUUGAACAAGAGGAGGAGGAGUAAAAGGAGAAGUGGGGCCGUCAAAAGUUUGUCGGAGCUCGAAUUUGAGGAGUUGAAAGGAUUUAUGGAUCUGGGUUUUGUUUUUACUGCAGGUGAUGAUCAGAAAUUGGAUUCGAAAUUGGUUUCGAUAAUUCCAGGGCUGCAAAGACUCGGAAAAAACGUGGAUGAAUCCGCAUCCGAAUCCGAAUCUGAAUCGGUUUCUAGGCCUUAUCUUUCGGAGGCAUGGAAUUACUCCUCGAAUAAUCCAGCGAUGAAGGAUUGGAGAAUCCCGGCUUUUGGUAAUGAAAUGGAAUUGAAACAUCAUCUUAGGUUUUGGGCUCAUUCGGUUGCUUCUUAUUCCAGCGUCCGAUCAUGA
This is a messenger RNA of Erythranthe guttata (spotted monkey flower), 762 nucleotides long. RefSeq lists its product as uncharacterized. The record is from RefSeq and is a predicted model, not a curated record. NCBI's taxonomy places the organism in Eukaryota, Viridiplantae, Streptophyta, Magnoliopsida, Lamiales, Phrymaceae.